AUGCCGUUCCCCGGUGGGCUGUGGUGGUUGCUCUGUUGCCGGCAAGGCUUCACCCUGCUGCGGCGGGACUACGGCGAGGCCGAUCGGGAAGCGGACGGCGAGGCCGAAGAGGAGGAGGCGUCCUUCGAGCUCCGCGCCCAGGGAGACCAGGGGUCCCUGGAGGUGAGCCUGAGCCAGCCCACCCGCAGCAGCAGUGGCUCGGAGCGGUCCCUGCUCGUUGCAGAGGAGAUGCGCAGCCUCAUCGUGGAGAAGGGCCCGGAGCUGGUGGAGGAUGACUCUGAUGCUCUGGUGAAAGGAUGGCUGCAGCGGGAGGUGCGGAGUGGUGUGAAGGCUCCUUGGAUCCGGCCUCGGAGGUACUGGUUCGUGCUGACACCUGACUCCCUGGACUACUACAGCAGCAAUGAGAAGGGUGCACGGCGCCUGGGCUCCCUGGUGCUCACCAGCCUCUGUGCUGUGCUCUGGCCAGACAAGCAGACAUACAAGGACACAGGCUACUGGAGCGUGACGGUGUUCGGCAGGAAGCACUGUUACCGGCUGUACUCUGAGCAGCUGAGUGAGGCGGUGCGCUGGGUGUGCGCCGUGCAGAAGGUCAUCGACAGCAAAGCGCCAGUCCAGACACCCACCCAGCUGCUGAUGCGUGACAUCGAGGAGCACUGCAGCAGCCCCGAGGUCCUGGAACAGAUUUACCGCUGCAACCCCAUCCUGCGCUACACCAGCAGCCCCCUCUACGCUCCCCUGCUGCCCUUCCCCUAUGGUAGCCUGAACCAAAGCGCCCCUGGCCCCUGCAGCUACACCACCCUGCGCGAUGAGGCUGUGAAACUCUUCAACUCGCUGCAGCAGCUGGAGUCAGAGCGGGACCCGGUGCCGCUGAUGCAGGGCGUCCUGCAGACCUGCCUGGACCUGCCACCGCUGGUGGAUGAGAUCUACUGCCAGCUGGUGAAGCAGACCACAGAGCCGCCGGCGCCAGGCGGGCAGGGCAAUCUGCACUACUGGCAGCUACUCACCUGCAUGAGCUGCACCUUCCUGCCCUCCCCACCCGUCCUGCGCUUCCUGCGCUUCCACCUGGACAGGACAGAGAGCCAGUUUCCCACCUCGGAGAUGGCCAAGUAUGCCAGCUUCAUCCGAGAGGCGCUGGGGAAGACCAAGGGACGGCAGUGUGUCCCCUCUCUGGAGGAGAUCCUGGUGCUGAUGCGGCGGCAGGAGAUGAUCUGCACUGUGCACUGCCCAGGUGCGGCUUCCUGCAGCGUGGCCAUCAGCUCCCACACCACGGCCGAGGAGGUGGCCCAGGAGCUGGUGUCCCGCCUGGGGCUGUCCCAGAGCCCCAAUCUCUUUGCGCUCUAUGAGCAGUCGCGGCGGCAUGAGCAGCCUGUGGGCAACACCACACUGCUGGCCGACGUCCUCACCAGGUUUGAAAACUUGGCCGGAGAGCAGCGGGAGCAAGACCCUCCGUGCCGGCUCUGCUUCAAGCACUAUGGCUUCCUGGACACAGACAACGUCCCGCAAGACAGCCUGGAAUUCGCUUUGCUCUUUGAGCAGGCACAUGAGAUGGUGCUGCGUGGCUAUGUGCCCACAUCAGAGGAGACGCUGCAGACGCUGGCAGCCCUGCGCCUGCAGAGCCUCAACAGCGACUUCUCCACCCACGCUCCCUGCCCGCGGCUGGAGGAGCUCUUCCCACCCCGCGCACUGCACGCACGGCUGCCGCGCCCCCGACCCCGCACUGCCAAGUGUCAUGGGGCUCGGCUGCGUGCGGGGCUGCUGGCUGGGGGGCUCUGGGGGCAGGCGCUGGCGAAGCAGAGGGCAGAACGGGACCAGCGCCUGCGGGGCCGCCUGCGGGAGGAGGGGGCCAGCACCGUGGCUGCCAUCGUGGAGAAGUGGAAGCUGCUGCAGGGCAUGGGCCGGCCCGAGGCCAUGGCUGCCUACGUGGCACUGGUGCGGGAGUGGCCUGGCUUCGGCUCCACGCUCUUCGAUGUCUACUUGCGUGUGAGCCCACUGGAGGCCAGGCCGCAGCGGCUGUGGCUGGGCAUCGGGGCCAAGGCCGUCUCGCUCUACAAGCCAGGGGAGCUGGAGCCCUUGGACAGCUUCAACUACGGCCGCAUCUCCUCCUUUGGUGCGUCUGACAGCAGCACCUUCCGCCUCUCCGUGGAGGACCGGGACCUGCUCUUCGAGACGUCCCAGGUGGAUGAGAUCGCCCAGCUGCUCAACACAUAUCUCACCUCCACAGGCACCUGGCAGCCACCCCAGCCCCAGGAGCCAGCCACAAGCUCCCCAGCCUCAGCCCCUGCUAUGCUGCCCCAGGGCCUCUGCCCCACGGCCGGGCCCUGGCUGCACCCACCACCGGUGGGCUCCUUUCCCAGGUAGCCCAGUGGCCAGCGUGGCCAUGCAGGGUGCUCCUGAUGGACAGUGCGGGGAGGGUGGCUGAGCCUGGCAGGUCUGUGCUGGUGCCCAGCUGCUCUGAGAGCAGGGGGCAGAGCUCACUCCUCACACCGCUGUUGCCUUUUUGGUUACUUCCUUAAUUUAUUUUGAGGUGCCCGUGCUCCCCACGGCUCCCAGCACUUUCCCUGGAGGGCAGCAGGGCCACCAUACUGUGGACCCACCCUGUGCCACCCCCAGGCCCAUUCCGGUUCCUUGUAUCCCAGUGCCUUUGCCUGCAGCGCUUGUGUUGCCCAGAUCUGCCCAUGCCCCGGCUCCUGCUGCCCUGGGGGCUGUGCCUGGGGCAGGCCAUGCUGGGCAGUGCUGCUGUGCCAUUAUCUGUCUGUCCGUCCUCUGAGUCCCACUCCCUGUAAAGCUGCAGGCGGCUUUGGCCAAGCCCCCGCUGGGACCAGUGGCUCCUGUGGCUGCAGCCAGACUCUGCCGCUCUGCAGUGCCCCCCAGCCCACAGGGCUCAUGGGACAGAGGUGCCCAGCAGGUUGGUGGCUGCGGUACGUCUGGGGCUCAGCCCCUCUGUUGCCUCUGUAAAGUUUUGUUGGUUCUGUCUUGGGGGAGGGGUGGGGAGGACCUGUUGGUUUGUUUUUCUAAA
Indicator indicator is the source of this 3016-nucleotide messenger RNA. It is a transcript of the gene PLEKHH3, whose product is annotated as pleckstrin homology, MyTH4 and FERM domain containing H3. The record is from RefSeq and is a predicted model, not a curated record. Lineage: Eukaryota; Metazoa; Chordata; Aves; Piciformes; Indicatoridae. Gene Ontology annotation, biological process: signal transduction. The transcript has 13 exons. The coding region runs from base 1 to 2358 and encodes 785 amino acids. Gene Ontology annotation, cellular component: cytoskeleton.